This is a messenger RNA of Kluyveromyces lactis, 672 nucleotides long. RefSeq names its product C-8 sterol isomerase ERG2 (gene ERG2). Bases 1 to 672 code for a protein of 223 amino acids. The transcript has a single exon. Gene Ontology annotation, biological process: ergosterol biosynthetic process. NCBI's taxonomy places the organism in Eukaryota, Fungi, Ascomycota, Saccharomycetes, Saccharomycetales, Saccharomycetaceae. The record is from RefSeq and is a predicted model, not a curated record. Gene Ontology annotation, cellular component: endoplasmic reticulum.
AUGAAGCUUUUGAAAAUUGCACUAUUACUAGGUACAGCGUACUAUCUGUUGAACAGUUUACUAUAUACCUGGUUGCCAACCAACUACAUUUUUGAUGCAAAGACAUUGAACGAGAUAUCCAAUUCUGUUAUCAGCAAAUAUGACGCUGAAUCCGAAACAUUCGAUGUUAAGGUGAUGCUAAAAGAUUUAAGAGAUGCAUUGGCCAAACAUUACGGUGAUGACUAUAUCAACCAAUGGGUUGAUGAAGAAUGGGUGUUCAACAAUGCUGGUGGUGCCAUGGGUCAAAUGAUUAUCUUGCAUGCUAGUAUCAGCGAGUAUUUGAUUAUUUUCGGUAGUGCCGUUGGUACUGAAGGUCACACCGGUGUACACUUUGCUGAUGACCAUUUCACCAUUCUUUACGGUGAACAGAGGGCCAGUUUGCCAUAUAACAUGGAACCUGAAAUUUACAAACCAGGUCAAACUCAUCACUUGAAAAAAGGUUAUGCCAAGCAAUAUUCCAUGCCAAGCGGAUCCUUUGCUUUGGAAUUGGCCCAGGGAUGGAUUCCAGCCAUGCUACCAUUUGGAUUCCUCGACACUUUCUCAAGUACCUUAGACAUCUACACCUUAUACAGAACGGUGUAUUUGACUGCAAGAGAUAUGAUCAAGAAUUUGAUCCAAAAUCACAAGUUUUGA